This is a messenger RNA of Rhineura floridana, 3184 nucleotides long. RefSeq names its product lipase I (gene LIPI). NCBI's taxonomy places the organism in Eukaryota, Metazoa, Chordata, Lepidosauria, Squamata, Rhineuridae. The transcript has 10 exons. Gene Ontology annotation, molecular function: lipase activity; carboxylic ester hydrolase activity. Gene Ontology annotation, biological process: lipid metabolic process. The coding region runs from base 408 to 1811 and encodes 467 amino acids. The record is from RefSeq and is a predicted model, not a curated record.
UUGCUUGAUGCAACAUCAUCUAAUCACCACACAAACAAAUGUUGGAUGAAUACUGUUUGAACAGGUUGUCUGGAUGCAAUUCCCUCUACAUUCCGCAGAAUGGACAGUUUUGCCUUUUGCAUACUACAUCGUCUACUGUCAAGAUGCAGAGUCCUGUGAAACCAGGUUCCAAGAAGUUAGAGGGAAGGAGUUUUUGUGAUUUAAAAGAUAACUCUGAAGAAACUGAAACUGCCUCACCUACUUAAGUGAGUUGGAAAGGAGGAGCCACACGGCUUGCAAAAACAUAAAGACUGGGUUUCACCCUGCCAGGUACUUCCUUAUGUACACCACACCUAUUUUAUCAGUGACUCAAGUGAAUACUGAAGCAAAAGGCAGCAUGUUAGAAGAGAAAAACCACAUCCUUCCAAAUGUGGCAGUUACAUGCUGCUUUUCAAAGAGUUCCAAUGUUGGGAUUAUGUGUCUUCACCUGUUUUGUGGCAUGGUCUGUGAGAGCAGAUAUAGGACAAGAAUGCCCUACAUUUACUGAUCUUAAUUUUGCCAAUUCUCUGAUUGGUACAAAUCUGAAAGUGCAACUGCUUUUGUACACAAGGAGAAACCAAAACUGUGCAGAGAAUCUCAGUGAACGUAACCUAACAGCUUCUACCUAUCUAAAUGUGACCAAGCAAACUAUUAUUAUUAUCCAUGGCUACAGACUUACAGGUUCUCCACCAAUAUGGAUUGAUAACAUUACAGAGCUUCUGCUUGAAAAAGAAGACAUCAAUGUCAUAAUAGUAGAUUGGAAUCGAGGUGCCACAAAUGUGAAUUAUUUUAAAGCUGUUGACAGUGCCAAGAAAGUCGUAGAAAUUUUGAAGAACCUUAUUGAUCAAAUGCUGGCAAAUGGAGCCUCUCUGGACUCUAUAUAUAUGAUUGGAGCAAGCAUUGGGGCUCACAUAGCUGGAUUUGUCGGAAAGGCAUACAAUGGCAAAAUUGGAAGAAUUACCGGUCUUGACCCAGCAGGGCCAUCAUUUACUGGAAACCCACCCAGCCAAAGAUUGGAUCACACUGAUGCUCAGUUUGUUGAUGUUAUUCAUAGUGAUAUUGACGCUUUGGGUUACAGGAAGCCUUUGGGAAACAUCGAUUUCUACCCAAAUGGAGGAACAGAUCAACCUGGAUGCCCAAAAACAAUACUUGGUGGAUUUCAGUAUUUCAAAUGUGAUCAUCAGAGAUCUGUUUUUUUGUACAUGUCAUCCUUGAAACCGAAUUGUAAUGUAACUGCAUACCCUUGUGACAAUUACACAGAUUAUAGGAAUGGAAAAUGUAUGCACUGUGAAGCUUUUCAGCCACGUCCAUGCCCGGUACUGGGUUAUUAUGCUGAUAAAUGGAAGAGCCAUUUAAUUGAAAAGAAACCUCCUGUGACAACAGCUUACUUUGACACUUCAGACAAAGAACCAUUCUGCAUGCAUCAUUACUCUGUGGAUAUUAUUACCUGGAGCAAAAAUAGUAGGAGAGGUUUCAUAAACAUCAAAAUAACAGAUGAUGCAGGAAAUACAACAGAAUCAAAAAUUAAUAGUGAAGCAGCCACAUUUCACCAAUAUAGAGAAGCCAAUUUACUUGCUGGAUUUUACUUGGAUUUUGACAAUGUAUCAAAAAUCGGCUUGACAUUUUCUACAAGGAAUGCAGUAGGCCCAAAGUACAAGCUUAGGGUCCUCCAAAUGAGAUUAAAAUCCCUUUCAAAUUCAAAAAGGAUUCAGCUAUGUAGAUAUGAUUUUAUUCUACUGGAGAAUAUUGAAGCAACGUUCAGACCUAUUCCAUGCCAUGAUAUUGCAGUGUGAAACAAUAGCAUUUAUUAAGCUUGCCGGCAGGCAUACAGUUAGAUAGCAAUAAGAAAUGGCAUAGAACUCAAGCUCCCUUCAAGAAGGCUAAAUUUUCAAACAUCAUGGCUUCCUUUAAGGAUCAUAGAAUGAACAUCUACAAGAAAAUAGGAUAUUUCUGAUGUGUUAAGUUACAUAUGAGACCAGCAAUCCAUUUCUAAUUAACAAGAAUAGAAUCAAUACUGCAAAUCAUAUUGUGUAUAGACUUAGACUGCAGUCCUGUACACAAUGGUGCUAACUGAUGUCAUGCUGAAAUCAAAUUACCACAGCAAAAACAAAAAACAAAAAAUGGGUUGCAACCCAAAAAAUAGAUCCAUUGAAAUGAAUGGACCUAAUUUAGUCAUACCUAUUAAUUUCAGUGUAUGAGUAUGACUAACAUUGGAUACAGUGUAUUUUUUUCUCAAUACCUUUCAUAUUAGACAGAUGUAGCAGCUUUUUGAGGUGAAUUUACCAUACCAGAAAUCAGGGAAACAAGCUGAUAAGACUCUCCUUUGGGUCUGUGAAGAACUGUAAAAGACUUUGGUGGAGAAGUAUUUGUGCUUCUUGGAGCCCACAGAGCCACAAAGACUUACUAAGCUGAGAUGGUAAGUGGAUUAAGUUGCUAGUUUGUGACACAAACAAUGCAAUCAAGAUGAAGAAGCCAAUUUUUAGCCCCAUUCAGAUGUUUGGAACUCACAGAUACCAAGUGUAUGAAGGUGCUAUUCGGAUGUAUGGGCUAGUCAUCCUCCUCAAGAUACCAAUGCACAUGCCAGCCAUAUGCUCUGGCUGAUCAUCCAUCAGUGCCAUAAUUUGGUCAGUGUAUGCUUUGGUGUCUAGGGCAGCCUUUCCCAACCAGUGUGCCUCCAGAUGUUGUUGGGCCACAAUUCCCAUCUUUCCUGACCAUUGGCAAUGCUGGCUGAGGCUGAUGGGAGUUGUGGUCCAACAACAUCUGGAGGCACACUGGUUGAGAAAGGCUGGCCUAGGGGGUGGACCUAGUCAAGGGGUGGACAAUCCUUGUCAGCAGCCAUAUGCCGGUGGUACGCAGAGCCAGAGGCAAAUGUGGAUGGGACUAGAAGUGUGCAGAGCAAUAGACGUGAAACUUACCUUUGUGCAGUUGGCUACAUUCCAGACAUGCAAGAAUCAGAGGUCUACAUACAUGUACACACAUACAUCCUGCAUCCAGGCAACCUUAUCACAGUCCAAGGACAGAGCCAGGAAAAAAAUAACUCAAGGAGAGUGGUGAGCAAGGCCAGUAAGGGGCAUGUCCUGCAAAGAGGGGGGGGUGUACUGAUGAGAGCUGUGUGGGUAGAGAUAAUGCUAUUGCCAGUUAGAUAGGAGAGGGGCAUUUGUGGAUU